Messenger RNA from Prunus armeniaca (apricot), 879 nucleotides. The record is from the annotation of a GenBank genome assembly. Lineage: Eukaryota; Viridiplantae; Streptophyta; Magnoliopsida; Rosales; Rosaceae.
AUGGAUAACGAGGUGAUUGAAUUUGAUAUUGGGUUGGGAGGAGGGGGAGGUCGAGACGGCGAUGAUGAUUUUGUAGACAUUGAGCACCCUGUCGAUGAUGAGGAAAUGGUUGAUAGUCCUCUUAUGAGCAGUGCCACUGGAAGUGCCAGUGGUAUUGUUGUUUUUGGUGGUGGAGGGAGUGGUGAAAUUUACCUUCCUGAGGGGGACCUCUUGGACCUUGAGCCUUAUGACGGCAUGGAAUUUGAGUCCGAAGAGGCUGCCAAGGCCUUUUACAAUUCGUAUGCUCGGCGUGUUGGGUUCAGUACUCGUGUCAGCUCCUCGCGUCGUUCCAGGCGUGAUGGAGCAAUCAUACAGAGGCAAUUUGUUUGUGCUAAAGAGGGUUUCCGGAAUUUGAAUGAGAAGCGCACCAAGGAUAGGGAGAUCAAGCGCCCACGUACUAUCACCAGAGUAGGAUGCAAAGCAUCCUUGUCUGUAAAGAUGCAAGAUUCAGGGAAGUGGGUUGUGUCUGGUUUUGUUAAAGAGCAUAAUCAUGAGUUGGUUCCACCUGAUCAGGUGCAUUGUCUUCGUUCGCACAGGCAAAUAUCAGGUCCUGCUAAGACCUUGAUUGAUACCCUGCAGGCAGCUGGCAUGGGUCCCCGGAGGAUUAUGUCAGCACUGAUUAAGGAAUAUGGUGGAAUAAGCAAAGUCGGAUUUACAGAGGUGGACUGUAGGAAUUACAUGAGGAAUAAUCGCCAGAGAAGCUUAGAUGGGGACAUUCAGAUGCUUUUGGAUUACUUGAGACAAAUGCAAGCUGAUAACCAAAAUUUUUCUAUGCUGUGCAAGGGGAUGAGGAUCAGUCCACGGGCAAUGUCAUCUGGGCUGAUCCAAAGGCAAGGAUGA